AUGCCCGCCGCCGAGCCGCCGCCGUCGCUGCCGGGCCAGGCGAGCGUCACGCUGCGAGCGCACGCCGGCGCCGUGUCGGCGGCGCUGUUCAACGCGCGCGGCGCCUACGUCGUCACCGCGGGCGCCGACCGUGCCGUGCGUCUCUUCUCGGCGCGUGCGGCGCUCGACGCCGAUGCCGCCGGCGCGGCCCCGACGCAGCUCACCACGCCGAUCAAGUCGUAUGCCGCGCCAGCAUCGCACGCACCACUGGCGCUCGCGCUCGCCGCCAGCGACGCGCAGCUGGCACACGGCGGCGGCGACCGCAAUGUGUCGCUCGUCGACGUCGCUUCGGGCGCCGUGCUGCGCCGCUUCAACGCCCACUCUGGCGCCGUGCAUGCACUGGCAUUCGCGGGACCUGGCGAUGCACUGCUGCUGGCCGCCGGCUUCGACGUGCGCGUGCGGGCAUACGACCUGCGGGCACAGAAUGCCUGGAAGCCCGUCAUGGAGAUGCGUGAGGGGCGAGACACCAUCCUCGCCCUCGCCGUGCGCGGCGCAGCAUUGUGGGCGGCUGGCAAGGAGGGCGUAGUGCGCGGCUACGACGUGCGCAUGGGGGAGCUCACGGAGGACGUCAUUGGCGAGCCCGUCAUCUCGCUGCAGGCCAGCGCCACCUCGCUGCUCGUCUCCAGCUCGUCGCGCGCGGCCGCAUCACAUCGGCUCCUCUCGCGCGCCGACGGCACACUGCAGCAGCGUCUGCUGGGCCACUCGCUCACUGCUGGCGCCGCGUCCCGCGCAUGCUUUGCCGCCGGCGAGGCGGCCGUCGUGUCGGGCGACGACGAGGUCGGCAUGUGUGCCUGGGACGCCCGCAGCGGCGACGUGCUGCGCCGCUACGCCGGCGGCACCUGUACCUUUGUCGAUGCGCGUCAGGACGCGUUGCUCAGCGCACACAAGGACGGCGUGGUGCGCAUCUGGCGCGAUGCCUGAGCCCAGCGCCUUGUCGAGCAGCUCUCCGCUACACAUCUCCGCUUCAGUCCCACCACACACACACUGUAUUCUACAUCAAGCCUGCAUUCAUCUCUUGCGCAC
Molecule: messenger RNA, 1062 nt
Organism: Tilletiopsis washingtonensis
Lineage: Eukaryota; Fungi; Basidiomycota; Exobasidiomycetes; Entylomatales
Product: WD40 repeat-like protein
Exons: 2
Coding region: 1-960 (319 amino acids)
Biological process (GO): mRNA splicing, via spliceosome
Cellular component (GO): catalytic step 2 spliceosome
Molecular function (GO): protein binding
Source: RefSeq, a predicted model, not a curated record